Cebus imitator (Panamanian white-faced capuchin) is the source of this 7924-nucleotide messenger RNA. RefSeq names its product protein kinase cGMP-dependent 1 (gene PRKG1). Gene Ontology annotation, biological process: protein phosphorylation. NCBI's taxonomy places the organism in Eukaryota, Metazoa, Chordata, Mammalia, Primates, Cebidae. The record is from RefSeq and is a predicted model, not a curated record. The transcript has 18 exons. Gene Ontology annotation, molecular function: ATP binding; cGMP-dependent protein kinase activity. The coding region runs from base 1477 to 3492 and encodes 671 amino acids.
UUGUUUUUCCUUUACUUAGUUGUUUCAGACAAGGUAGAAUAAUUUUUUUGUAAGUAGCCAGUAAUUAUACAUUGAUUUUUCUUUUUUUAAGGAAGGUUACUGUUUAGGAAAGAAUCUUUUGGUAUCUUUUUGCAACUAUUCAUAAAAAAACAUUUAUUAAUGUGUUGACUAUUAUCUGAAGAAAUACCUCUCACUCACUACCAAAUCAAACUCUCAAAUAAAUACUCUCUGUGAUAUGUACAGAUAAAAAAGGAAAGUAUAAGAAUCUGUGAAUACCCUAUUAUUCUACUGUGUCGAAUAAUAAUCCCUUUAGCCUAGGGUAGAUGGUGGAUGCACAGGUAAGACCUAAACACAGAUAAUUAAAGAUGCAAUUUCUUCCCCCAAACUGGAACUGGUAGGAUGACCCAGCUUAACACUGGUGGCCACCACUUCAGAGCCACUGAGGACGAGGUUGUGAUAUAAUUUGGAUGCUCUCUAUAUAACAUUGAACCAACGGUAGUAGAUGAAAAAAAAAACUCAGACACAAAAAGUUUACAAUUAACGCAUGGUCUUUCUCUUUUCCGUAAUCAUUUGGCUCAUUAACAUAUGUUCAACCAACUUCCCCACCAACAAUUUUAGUUCACUAUGUCCAGUAAGGCUUUACGCUGAAAAACCUUGGAACUGGUAUUGCCCUGUCAUUCUUACUGGGGUCACAACCAUGGGACUUCACAGUAACACACACACACACAUACACAAACACACACACACCCCUUCCUUACUGAAUCCAUCCAGGCAUCAAGAACAGAAAAGAAGUAAAAGGCGAAGACCAAGACGCAUUUAUGCAGGUUACUGUCUAAAGGCAGUUUAAUAUUUAUGAAAUGUCACACACAGACACACACACACACUCACACUCUUUAGGAUCCAGUUACAAGCGCUGCGUCAUCCGCCAGAUCACAUGGUAAUUGUUGCUAUUUCAAGGAUCAAGUGGCAUAAAGCUCCCCCCCACCCCACCCCCUUCCCUUGGUACCAUAUAGCGUGGAAGAGUGAGUUUUGUGUGAUGGAGUGGGACCAGGCUCUCUGAUCCAACCGUCUGCUAGCAACUCGGCUGUCGGUGGGGUGGCGCGCGCGUAUUCUCACGGAGCGACUGGGAAAGGGGGACGGGGGAGGGGGUCUCAGGGGAGGAAGGGCAGCUCUAAUUGGUUUCUCAAUGAAAGAUAAUCACCUACUCCCCGGAGAGGCUGGAGAUUAGCACUCUGCCUCUCCUCUCCAUCGCUUUUAGACUUCUCAUCCUCCCCUCGGUGCUUUUAGUCCAUUCAGCAGAAGCGGAUCGAAGCAGGCGGCUCCCCGCGCCGCAUUAAGGGCGCACUCCGCGGCGCUCGAGUACUUAGCGCCCAUUCACUCGCUCACCCGCGCCCGCCGCUCCCGGCUGCCGUCCCAGCCGCCGCCGCCGCCGCCGCCGCCGCCCGAGAAAAAGUUUCGCGGAGGGGCUCUGAGAAAAUGAGCGAGUUGGAGGAAGACUUUGCCAAGAUUCUCAUGCUCAAGGAGGAGAGGAUCAAAGAGCUGGAGAAGCGACUGUCGGAGAAGGAGGAGGAAAUCCAGGAGCUGAAGAGGAAACUCCACAAAUGCCAGUCGGUGCUGCCCGUGCCCUCGACCCACAUCGGCCCCCGGACCACCCGGGCGCAAGGCAUCUCGGCCGAGCCGCAGACGUACAGGUCCUUCCACGACCUCCGACAGGCGUUCCGGAAGUUCACCAAGUCCGAAAGGUCCAAGGAUCUUAUCAAGGAAGCUAUCCUUGAUAAUGACUUUAUGAAGAACUUGGAGCUGUCGCAGAUCCAGGAGAUUGUGGAUUGUAUGUAUCCAGUGGAGUAUGGCAAAGACAGUUGCAUCAUCAAAGAAGGAGAUGUGGGGUCACUGGUGUAUGUCAUGGAAGAUGGUAAGGUUGAAGUUACAAAAGAAGGUGUGAAGUUGUGUACCAUGGGCCCAGGAAAAGUGUUUGGGGAGUUGGCUAUUCUUUACAACUGUACCCGGACAGCGACCGUCAAGACUCUUGUAAAUGUGAAACUCUGGGCCAUUGAUCGACAAUGUUUUCAAACAAUAAUGAUGAGGACAGGACUCAUCAAGCAUACCGAGUAUAUGGAAUUUUUAAAAAGCGUUCCAACGUUCCAGAGCCUUCCUGAAGAGAUCCUUAGCAAGCUCGCUGAUGUCCUUGAAGAGACCCACUAUGAAAAUGGAGAAUAUAUUAUCAGGCAAGGUGCAAGAGGGGACACCUUCUUUAUCAUCAGCAAAGGAACGGUAAAUGUCACUCGUGAAGACUCACCAAAUGAGGACCCAGUCUUUCUUAGAACUUUAGGAAAAGGAGACUGGUUUGGAGAGAAAGCCUUGCAGGGGGAAGAUGUGAGAACAGCAAACGUAAUUGCUGCAGAAGCUGUAACCUGCCUUGUGAUUGACAGAGAUUCUUUCAAGCAUUUGAUUGGAGGGCUGGAUGAUGUUUCUAACAAAGCAUAUGAAGAUGCAGAAGCUAAAGCAAAAUAUGAAGCUGAAGCUGCUUUCUUCGCCAACCUGAAGCUGUCUGAUUUCAACAUCAUUGACACCCUUGGAGUUGGAGGUUUCGGACGAGUAGAACUGGUCCAGUUGAAAAGUGAAGAAUCUAAAACGUUUGCAAUGAAGAUUCUCAAGAAACGUCACAUUGUGGACACAAGACAGCAGGAGCACAUCCGCUCAGAGAAGCAGAUCAUGCAGGGAGCUCAUUCCGACUUCAUAGUGAGACUGUACAGAACAUUCAAGGACAGCAAAUAUUUGUAUAUGUUGAUGGAAGCUUGUCUAGGUGGAGAGCUCUGGACCAUUCUCAGGGAUAGAGGUUCGUUUGAAGACUCUACAACCAGAUUUUACACAGCAUGUGUGGUAGAAGCUUUUGCCUAUCUGCAUUCCAAAGGAAUCAUUUACAGGGACCUCAAGCCAGAAAAUCUCAUCCUAGAUCACCGAGGUUAUGCCAAACUGGUUGAUUUUGGCUUUGCAAAGAAAAUAGGAUUUGGAAAGAAAACAUGGACUUUUUGUGGGACUCCAGAGUAUGUAGCCCCAGAGAUCAUCCUGAACAAAGGCCAUGACAUUUCAGCCGACUACUGGUCACUGGGAAUCCUAAUGUAUGAACUUCUGACUGGCAGCCCACCUUUCUCAGGCCCAGAUCCUAUGAAAACAUAUAACAUCAUAUUGAGAGGAAUUGACAUGAUAGAAUUUCCAAAGAAGAUCGCCAAAAAUGCUGCUAAUUUAAUUAAAAAACUAUGCAGGGACAAUCCAUCAGAAAGAUUGGGGAAUUUGAAAAAUGGAGUAAAAGACAUUCAAAAGCACAAAUGGUUUGAGGGCUUUAAUUGGGAAGGCUUAAGGAAAGGUACCUUGACACCUCCUAUAAUACCAAGUGUUGCAUCACCCACAGACACAAGCAAUUUUGACAGUUUCCCUGAGGACAACGAUGAACCACCACCUGAUGACAACUCAGGAUGGGACAUAGACUUCUAAUGUAUUUCUCUUACCUGCUUCUGCCUUGCUGAAGACAGCUUUUUCUGAGACACAGCUGCCAGCAAACCUGAAGGAAAGAGAGAAGAUUAGUGCUCGGGGUCACCAUGAUGCCUUUGAUCGAUGCUGCUCCAGUAACUACAGUGGCAUUAGGACUUAUUGCUUAGAUGACAAUAGUGCUCUUUACAUGUUUUCUGUUUGAACCUAAAGUAGCAGUUGACAUGGUGGUCCUGAAGCAAAGCCUUUCACCAGUAAGAGAUGUUUUCUAUUGUUGCAAUGACCUUGCUUUGCUCUGAUUAUAAUUUGAAAGACUGUAGGAAACACUUCAAUCUAGUAUAAGAGUCUGUACCUUGCUAGAAUAUUCAAGAAGAUGAAAGAAUAAUAUAUUGGGUACGAUAGAUUGCUGUGGUACAGAAACUAGGCUAUUCCCUUUCUUCAAGUGAAGGCUGUGAGAUCUAUUACUGCAGGCCGGUGUAUAUACCAUACAAAAGAGGACCACACAUCCGUUGGUCACAGAGCUCAUGUCACACCAGUGCUAGAAGUUUCAUGAUUUUAUUUCCCAGCAGUGCUGAUGACAAGACUGAAUGUUACCUUUUCUUUCUGACAAAAUUUAAAAAUUGAUAUGAUAAAAGCACAACGGCUAUAGAUUCUGCUAAGACCUCUCAUAGUAGGUAUAUAUGCGUUUUCACAGAGGACUGAAAAAUAAUGCAUGAUAUUUGUUUUUUUUUUUUUUUGAUAAAUUGGCAUGACAGAGUGGAAAAAAAAGCAAUUCACAAAACCAUUUCAUAUUUUUAAAAAUACUGUGCUUAAAGAUGGUCCUGGAAGUAAAUGACUAGCAGCCAAUUGGUUUUACCUAACAUACCCUCAAACUGAGGCUUAAAGUAUUCCCUUUUAUAAAAAUAAACCCUCGGGGCGGGAUGGAGUAGGAAGGGAUUAAAACCCAUCCAAAAAAUAAAUAAAAACUAUAUAGGUGCUAUGUAUAUCUUUCAUCUGUAAAUGUCAGUGUCUGAACAGACAACACAAAUUCAAAUCAUUAUAUGUGUAGCCAGAAACUCAAGCAUUUUCACUGAAGUUAUUAAACCAAACUCCUGUCCAGUUUCACUUAUACAACAUUGUCAGUCUGGAGUUGGGAGACAAAGGUGAUUACAAACCUAUUUGAACUAGCUUUUUGUCUUAGGCCUGAACCAAAAACAAACAAAAACAAAAAUAAAACAAGAACAAAAAACAAAAAUAAAAGAAGUAGGAAAGACAAAAAAAGAAAGCCCAAAGUCAAAGCUAUUAAGAUUUACAGGUUUACCAAGCCAGGAAUAUUACUUAUUUGAGGUCAGAGAACAAAACAAAAACCUGGCCAGGUGGUGAUUACCUUUUUGUGAACAGGUUGAGUCCAUCCACUUCUCCAAGUAAGAAAGCAGUACAGAGGAAAACAAGAACCUGAUUUAAAAAAAAAAUAAAUUUUAAGUAGAACAGAAUUACUACAGUUCUGUGAUAUCACACUACCUAGAACAAACUAGAUUUGAAAAUGUCAAACUAAUUUACUUUAUUCACUUGGAGAAAAGAAUCUGCAAAUUAAACUGAGUCCUUUGCUAGCAGACCAGUUGAUUAUUAUUAGCUGUAAUAAGUAACUCAGCCAUUUGGAAGCUUUUCUUGGACAAAACUGUGUUAUACCUAUGGAAAAAAAUACAAAACCUUUCAAGCUGUCAUUCUGUUUUGGCACAGCGUGUGAGUUUGGUAUAUUAAAUUGAGGCUUGUUCUUUUCUCAGUAGAGUUUUCUUUUUAAUCAAUCAAAUGUCAACAUUUCUGCAAGAAUAAGUCCAAUUAGAUGAUACCUUAACUAAGAGGGCAUAUAUUAUGAAUUUUGUUCGAAUUUUUCAAACCCAAAACUACCUUAGAAUAUGAUAUCUUAUGAAAAUAUAAUAUUCUUAAAAAUUUGGAGAAUAAAAUGAAAAGGGAAUAAACUUCAAUUAAAACUUUAAUCCUAAAAUGUUAUUGUUAUUCUUGUGUUUCUGGAGUUUUCCCUCCCUUUUAAUUUCUCCAAAUUGGUCUAUUUCCCAAGAUAUCCACUGUUUUCUAUGUAUUUUAGAAUAUGAAAUUAAAUAUAACCUAAAAUCCAGCUAUGAAUGUUAUUUCAGCUUUAUAUUUUUUAAUUGGCCUUUUAGACAUAUAUAAUUUCAACAUUAUAGUCAAUGUUCAGUAAUUUUUGUUGAAAGACAGUGUGGUUUAGGCAUGCUAAAGACUUGCUAGGAUAUUGAAUUUCCUUGUUAUUUGGAGAGACUCUGCUUCUGCAACUUUUCAAAAAUCCCCAAAGUCCCAAAGAUUAGCACUUAUUGUGGAUUUUGGAACUAUGGUUCAAGUCUAAGACAACCAAUAUGAAUAAGUUCAGUGGAGAAGGAAGAAGUAGCAUUCAGCACGAUGUAACUCCCACUUGUUACUGCAUCUUUGUUCAUUUCACCCAUAGCAUUGCAUUAGGUGUCUGAAGCAAUCACCACAAAAUAAAGGUAAACUACAUUUUCCAAGAUGUACCAAGAGAAAACAUUAAUCUAAUUUUCAACAUUGAAUUUUUAGGAUAUAAAUCUUGUCUUAAUGAAGACUCUAGGGCUAAAAUUCACGGUCAGUUCCAUAAAGUGCAUCUCCCUUUAUUUCUGAAUUUUUCAUAACCCCUCUAUUUUCUUACACUAAAGAACAUAUGGAUAAGUUAGAAUAGUGCCAACUUGUUUGAUUUGUUAAAUGAUUUUCUUGUUAAUGUGUUGAGUAUGGGAAAUAAGGGCUUUCUGUGUGUCUUUGACUCACAGGAAAACUGAAAUUGUCAAGGGAAGCAACAUGAAAAUAACUGAGAUAGAUUGAAUACAUUUGAAAAAAUAAUUUCUGAAAUAAUGCUAUACAUGAUUUUUAUGUUUGUAUCUUCUUUCUUACUAAGAUAUGAAUCAGAUCCAUAUGGCAUUCAAAACAAAUUUAUUUUGAUUAUAUUCUUUACAAGUCAUAAUUUUUACCUAAAAUUGUGGAAUAUGCAUGUGAAUUACACAUGUGUAAUAAUAUAUCAACUUAGCUAUUGAAUUUUUCCUGUUUGAUUUUUAAAUGACUGAACUGAUGGUAAACAAAUUUAAUGAAGUCAGCCACCAUAUUGAAAACAAGGAUAUUAGAACUGAUUUCACACAAUAGAAGUGAUCUGUGCAUUAUCCAUAACAUUUUCUUUCACAAUAGGACCACAGACAAAUAUUUAUGUAAAUAGAUAUUUUUGUGUGAUAUUUUGUGGUACAUAUAACUUUUUUUAGUGUUUCACAGCAUUAUUAUUUCAUUUUAUUUGUACUGAAUAAUGUUUUUAGGUCCAAGUAGACUUGAAUUAAUGUCACAAUUGUCAGUAUUAUUGAAAAUUAUGUCAACUGUACUGUUAUUCAUCUGUCCAUAGUUUAGAACAUGACCUGGCUAUCUGGCAUUGUUGCAAGUGCCUUAAAUUCAUGGCAUCCUAUUAAAAAAAUAAAUUUGGUGUUAUGCUGCAUGACAAAGACAAACACACCUCAAAAUGUUGUCCUUUCUUAGCUUGCUGCGUUUUACAGUUCUUUCUGCUAACAAUUUAUAAGCCUUUAUUAUAUAAUAUUGAUGAAUUACAGAAAUGAUGAAGUUGUUCUCUUAUUUCUGUUAAAUGUACCAGAGCCGUGUAUCUGUUAAUGAGAUACAGCGUCAUUUCUGUGAAAUGUAUAAAUGUAUGUGCAGGUCAAAUUAAUAUAUGACAUACUAUCAGUCUGUAUACAGGUAUUCCUGUUUUGCUAAGUUGUGCAGAUUCUGUAAAAAUAAAUUAGUGCAGUCAAGUUCUAACAUAUCUCAUUUUAUAGACUCCAUUGACAUGGUCCGAUCCAAAAGAAAAAUUGGAAAUGACUGCUAACCACACCUCGUUAUGAAACCAAUGAUGAAAAAGACACUUGGUGCACCUCUCAACAAAACAGGAUGCUUUCUCUGAGUUCUUGUAUAUGCAAAUCAUUUACGAGGCAAGUUUUCAACAGACCUAGAAAGCAAAACAUUGAAAGUGUGUUGUUAGCCCUCCUCUCUGCCCCUGCAUCAACAGACAGAGCUCUGGGACCUUGGCAAUGACUCAGAGGUUGGGGCUUUCUGAGUAAAGGGACAUUUCUUUAAGCAUCAUCUAUCAAAUUUAUUUCAAUGUAUGAUGUUUUUACAACUGGUCAGUUCUUUUGUAUUCUUACGGCUAUGGUUAUUUGAUUGUCCUCUUACAAUUUGUUCUACAUGAAAGAGUUCUUUGUUAGUCAGAAUGCAACAAACUGUCAUCAAAUGGUCAUUGACCACUUGCACUCUUUUGAUGUAGAUUAAAAACUUUUUCAUAAACCUAUCCUGCUUUUAUUUGCUCUGUAUUUUUCCUGCAGCUGUAAUUGCUGAGUGCCUGUUGUAUACUUUAUAGAGUUGAAAUAAAAAAAUAAUUACUUUUGAA